AGGACCUUGGAAUUGCAAUUGACAUAAUGCUCGCUCUUCACAAAUUCCACUUCAUGCUAAGAAUUUUUGUCUAAUAAACUCUUCAAAGUGUCUUUAGACUGAGAAGGAAAAACUUUCCAUCAUCCAUCCAGACUUUCCCUUCCCAACAAUCUCUCUCCCCUUAAAAAAAAAGUCUGUAAUUGUUGUACACGUUUUAGUGUUCUACUUCUAGCCACAAGGAAGGGAAAAUAAGCAGACAUGGCAGACAGUGUAGUGAGUUUCCUGUUGGAGAACCUGACUAAGUUGCUCAUUCAAGAAUCAGAAUUACUAGGUGGAGUGGAGGAUCAAGUCAGGAAACUCAAGAACGAGCUGUCUCUGAUCAACCUCUUCCUCCUAAAUAGUGAAGGGAAACGACACGACAAGUUGGUGAAGGAGGUAGUCAGCCAAAUUAGGGACGUAGCCUAUGAGGCUGAGGAUGUUAUUGAUACAUUCAUCAUGACAGAGACAAAGCACAGGAAAAGAAGCAAGCUGAGGAAGCCAUUCCAUUACUUUGCCCGAGCAAGCGCACUUCACGAGGUUGCAAAAGAGAUAGAGAGAAUCAAGAAUGUCAUCAAGGAAAUUUACGAGAAUAAGAACAAGUAUGGCAUAGAAAUAGCUGAAUCAUCUGGAGGAGAUGCCGAAGCGGAGGAGAUACUGCACAGGCGCAGGAGAGAUGUUGAGGAAGAUCAUGUGGUGGGCUUUGAUCAUGACGCACAGGAAUUGGUGAACCAACUUAUUGAAGGGAGUUCGCAACUUAACGUUGUUUCAAUCAUUGGCAUGGGUGGCUUGGGUAAGACCACUCUUGCUAGGAAGAUCUACAAUAACAACGAUGUCAAGAAUUACUUUGAUUUCUGUGCGUGGGUGUAUGUCUCUCAAGAAUAUAAAAUCAGAGAGCUGUUGCUUGAAAUGUUGAAGGGACUGACACCACCGCCAAAAGUGAUGUUCAGAGCUGAAUUGAAAGAGGAAUUACUCCAUGGGUUGGAAGCUAUGUAUAGCUUGAAUGAGGAAAAAUUGAUAGGGACAGAAAUUCUGGACUUGAAACUCAUCAAGGAAAUGAAUGAUGAAGAAUUCACAAAGGCAUGGUCUAAGUUCUGGAAAAGCAUAAAAGUGGAAGAUGGUUGUACCGAUAAAAAAAAAGAAGAAACAGAGGAUUUGAAAAAAUCUUUGUCAAGUUUCGUGCAUGAUUUUUACAGCAAGAAUGGAGUAAAAUUGAAAGAUAUGACUGAGGAUGAAUUGAAAAGUGAGCUGUUUGAAGUCUUGAAAGAGAAGAGAUACAUACUUGUCAUGGAUGACAUCUGGAAUACUGAGGUAUGGAAUGAGGUAAGUUCUAGCUUUCCUAAUAACUCGAAUGGAUGUAGAAUAUUGACCACUAGCCGAAUAAAAGAAGUAGCAGUACAUUUAAGUAGUCUUAAUAGUAGUAAUCCUAUUCCCCCUUAUGAACUCCCAUUUCUUAAUGAAGAUAAAAGUUGGGAACUCUUCUCAAAGAAGGUGUUCCGGGUAGCUACAUGUCCUCCAGAACUUGAUACUCUAGGGAGAAAAAUUGUGAAAAGUUGCCGUGGUUUACCUCUUGCAAUUGUGGUAUUGGGGGGUCUUUUGGCGAAUAAGGAGAAAACACAUCGAACAUGGUCGAAAUAUAUUGGCCAUGUCAAUUCAUAUCUGACUGAGGAUAGAACAAGUUGCAUAGACAUAUUAGCUCUAAGCUAUAACCACUUACCCCGACGGUUGAAACCAUGCUUUCUAUAUUUUGGUAUCUAUCCAGAAGACUUUGAGAUACCAGUGAGGCAACUAAUCCGACUUUGGAUAGCCGAGGGAUUCAUACGGCAAAUUGGGAAUAGAAAUAUUGAGGAUGUUGCUGAAGACUACUUGGAGGAACUUAUUGAUCGGAGCUUGAUUCAAGUAGCAAAAAGAAGGCUAGAUGGAGGAUUCAAAACAUGUCGUAUCCAUGAUCUUUUACGAGACCUCUGUAUAUCCGAAAGUGCUGAAGAGAAGUUUCUUGAGGUUCAUUCAGAUGUUAACCUCUCACCCAUGAGCAAACGCAGAAGAAUUUCCAUCCACUUUGCCAACCACCCAUACGUUUCUUCCAACCCAUGUGAGCCUUCAAAUAAUCGUUCUGUAAUAGGCUUUGGAGGGGUUGUCGGGGUUGAGAGUCCUCUUGACAAAGGCUAUGACUUGAAAUGGCUUUGUGAAAAUAACAAGUUGGUUCGGGUUGUAGAGCUCAGUAAUAUGGACAUUUGUUGCUUAAUCCCUAAAGAGAUUGAAAACCUUGAUCUUUUGAGGUACUUGAGCAUUUCAUCUGGUGCACGUCAUGUCAUUCCAGCAGAUUCCAUAUGCAACCUUUGGAAUCUUCAGACGUUGGAUAUGAGAAAUUCUAAAAUUGAAUGCUUGCCCAAGGGGAUAUGGAAGUUACAAAAAUUAAGACAUUUUUACUUGGAUGGGCCAACAUCUCUACCUAUAACCGACAAUGAAGCGGCUUUACCCAAUCUUCAAGUCCUUACUGGUAUAGCUUUAAAUCACAACACUGAGAGUCUCUUGGCGAAGGCCAGAUUUCCUAAUUUAAGAAAAUUAGGAUUGUAUUCUUCAAGAGAGGUAAAGUCAGGGCUUUUGUCAAGCAUCCAUCCCUUGCGUCAUCUACAGACAUUGAAGAUUUGUAAAUAUUUAAAUCUUUCAAAUCCAAGUUCACUCCAGCUGAUCCUAACAAAGAUAACCUUGCUGGAUGUGCUAGUUGUUUCUGUAUCUAUCUGGACAGUGUUGGGUAGCCUUACCAACCUUCAAAUACUCAAAGUAGUUGGAUGUGCCAAUUUCUACCUCGACUGCAAUGAAAGUAGUUUUUGUCAACUCGAAGUCUUCAAAAUGGUAAAGGUAACUGAUAUGAUAUGGAACAUGAAGAAAGGUGCAAUGCCAAGGCUUCAACGUUUGGUCAUCGAGUGUUGCAAUUUUUUUGUGAUUCCCCUGGACGAACUAUGGUGCUCGAGUGCCUUGAGGGAUGUGGAAGUUUUACAUCCGGAUCCAAAAUUGGCAGACAUGCUUCAACAGUUGCAGAUGAGGGAUGGAUGUAAGCUCCAAGUCUAUCCACCUCUGGAGUCUGGACCCAUUCCCAACAACUAAUUGAGAAAAGUAGUUGAUCUGUUGUGCUAUUCUUUGGCCUGAGGGAUCAGUGUUCCUCUCUUCCCUGAUUAUCCUAGCUGGUAACUUAAGCCUUUACUGUUUUGCUUUUGUAUUUGUUUUUUGUUUAUGGACAUAUGGUGAUAAAUCCGUUUUGGUUUGGGGGAAGGUAUAAUCUUGAGAUUGGGACACUACUAAAUUGAAAAGCUUAAUUAGUCUGUGUCUGAA
Molecule: messenger RNA, 3348 nt
Organism: Quercus robur (English oak)
Lineage: Eukaryota; Viridiplantae; Streptophyta; Magnoliopsida; Fagales; Fagaceae
Product: toMV susceptible protein tm-2-like
Exons: 1
Coding region: 238-3123 (961 amino acids)
Biological process (GO): defense response to other organism
Molecular function (GO): ADP binding
Source: RefSeq, a predicted model, not a curated record